AUGAUGUUGGUUAAACAUAUUGUUGAAUUUUUUGGAAUUAAGAAUGGACAACUAUCCAUUAUUGAUGGGAAUAAUCUUGAACUUGAAGAUAUUAAAAAAUUGAAUAAAGUUUUUGACGAAUGUAAUGUAAAUGUUUUAUUUAUUGAAUUCAUUACUGGGGAGGGAAUUGAAGAAGAUGAUUAUUCGGAGGAGGAAGAUGAUGAGGAGAAUGAUUUGAUUGAGCAAGAAGGUUUAAGUUUUAUUAAAUUUAUUAAUUUUGGGAAACAAAUCAUUGUUAAUAAUGAGAAGCAAAAUUACCUUUUGAAUAAACUUGUUUUCUUUUUGAUGAAUUUGAAAGAUAAGAAGGGAUCUAUUUAUUUAGUUAAAGAUAUGGAUGGUAGUCAAGAUUUUAAAAAUGGGAGAAUUUCGAAGAUAUGUCAAAUUGUGGAGGAAAGAAUUCAACGUCAAAUUUUAAUAAAAUCUCAUUUCAAUUAUCGAUCUGUUCUUAUUAAGAAUUCAUUUUUGGAAGUUUGGUGUGAUGAAUUCAAUGAAAUUAAGUUGUUAUCAAACGAUGAAAUUACUGUGGUGAAGAAACCAAUCUUACGGAAAUUAAAUUUUGGUGUUAUGGAAGGUUUAAAUGAGGAAAUCAUUAUGAAUCAAUUUGAAUCUGAAUAUGAAUCAUAUGUUUUAGAUUCAUAUCAUCAUAGAUAUCCCAUGGGAGAGUCAUAUCAUGAUGUUGCCAUUAGAAUGGAACCCUUAUUAUUAGAAUUGGAACAUAUUGAAGGAAAUUUAAUCAUAUUGGCAGAUGAAACUGUGUUAAGAAUAAUCUAUGGAUAUUUUAUGUCACGUAAUUGUCUUGAUUUACCGCUGUUAAAACUGGAAGACAAUGAAUUUGUGCAAAUGUCAAUAUGUCCCGAGGGUAAGAAUACAGUGUUAAGAAUUCCAUUGAAUAAUUAA
This is a messenger RNA of Naumovozyma castellii, 936 nucleotides long. RefSeq lists its product as uncharacterized. The record is from RefSeq and is a predicted model, not a curated record. Bases 1 to 936 code for a protein of 311 amino acids. NCBI's taxonomy places the organism in Eukaryota, Fungi, Ascomycota, Saccharomycetes, Saccharomycetales, Saccharomycetaceae. The transcript has a single exon.